Hibiscus syriacus is the source of this 1191-nucleotide messenger RNA. Its product is annotated as putative [ribosomal protein S18]-alanine N-acetyltransferase. The coding region runs from base 298 to 780 and encodes 160 amino acids. Gene Ontology annotation, molecular function: acyltransferase activity, transferring groups other than amino-acyl groups. The transcript is spliced from 2 exons. The record is from RefSeq and is a predicted model, not a curated record. Lineage: Eukaryota; Viridiplantae; Streptophyta; Magnoliopsida; Malvales; Malvaceae.
UUGAGUGGGACUCGUCUCUAUUUUUGUUGUGGGUGCGGCUGUGACACUUGAGAAGAGUAGAACAACUUAAUUUCCAGCUCAGAAAUGAGCAACCAAGGAAAGGAUCGGUAGAUCCGAAUUCUGUGGUUUACAUUGUAUUCUUCAAUUUCAUAGGGGAUGAUUAUAUGGAUCAAAUUAGAAUUUAAGGACUCGAUCUACAACUUACAUAUAGUAGAGGGAGUAAUAGAAGAAAUUUGAGUGAAAUACGAACUAGCUAAAUCUGCGAAGAGGACUUCGGGAUUGGAAACGGAAAACAGCAUGGAGAGCGGAGCCGUCGUGGUGGUAGAGCUCCAGAGAAACUCGAACAAGUUCGCAGAGAUAAUAGAAGAGAUCGUGAAGAUGAAAAAGAAGAUUUUCCCAGAGCACGAGUCAGUCGCCAGAUCCUUUGAUGAAGAACUGAGAAAGAACAACAGCGGAUUGCUUUACACCAUGGAUGCUCAUGGAGAGCUUGUCGGCUAUGUUAUGUAUAUUUGGCCCUCUUCACUUUCUGCUUUCAUAGCAGAGCUUGCAGUUAAGGAGAAUCAUAGAAGGCAAGGCCAUGGGGAGGCAUUGCUAAAAGCAGCAAUUCAGAAGUGCAGGACCAGAAACGUUCAUCGGAUAUCACUCCACGUUGAUCCUUUGAGAAUUCCUGCCAUGGGUCUUUACCAGAAGCUUGGUUUCCAGGUUGAUAGCUUGAUCAAAUCUUACUACUCACCUGAUAAGGAUGCCAAUAGAAUGUACUUGGAUUUCGAUUCGAACUAAAAGCUUGGAAACACAACCGAUUUGGAUUUGCUUCUUUGGGUACAUAAAAGGUAAAACCUUCACUGUGCCUAUUAUCUUGUAUAAUUUUCUAUUUGUUUUUCCAACAAAAACUCACUUCUAGCAAAACUCUGUAUUGAUGGAUGCCUGGAUAAACUUGUGCUUGAUCCUUUAAUCGUCAAAUGAUGUAUAUGCAAUUUUAGAUGAAAUGGUGUCUGUAUAUUUAUUUAAGAAUGUUAUUUUCUCAACCGAUCAAGAAGAUUGGUGAAGCAAAUGCAUUCAUAACAUAUAUGAUUGAGGAUGCGGUUUGGCUGGUAAUCUUGUAAGGGAAUGGUAUCACUAAAUAUGUGAUGUCCCAAAGGAUAGUCACUCGCAGGGUUUCCUUGUGCGAGUUAUGUUUUGUUUUAUCUUCUG